Messenger RNA from Malania oleifera, 2597 nucleotides. RefSeq lists its product as uncharacterized. The record is from RefSeq and is a predicted model, not a curated record. The transcript is spliced from 2 exons. NCBI's taxonomy places the organism in Eukaryota, Viridiplantae, Streptophyta, Magnoliopsida, Santalales, Ximeniaceae. Bases 939 to 2285 code for a protein of 448 amino acids.
GCCCAAUGUAUUGAAUAACAGCCACAUAUUGUGCCAGCUGCACCCCAACCUUCAAUCCAAAUUAUCCAAUCACAACGUUGUUUCCAAGCUGUCCAUCUGUUUGACAUCAGCAUGACAUGGCGUGUCAGUCAGUCUCUGACCGCCGGAUCGCGGUCACCUCCAUCUGAAUCCGCCACGUGUCCUCCACGCACAGACGCUGGUGCAAAGUCCCCGUCAGUAUCUUUUGCAACCCCUGCAGCUAGCCGGAAAUUGGAAAAUGAUUCUGCGAGCUUUUCCGGAGAGAGGAGCCGUAAAUCCCGCACCUCAACUCACGUCUCACGGAGCAGAUACAGAUCCGACGCUCCACGUUCAAACGAUCACCAACCCGGUUUAACGGUGGGACCGAACGCCGUAAGGCCGGCAUCUGCAUGCGUGGCAUGCGGAUCAUCGUGUGAUUUGAGAAUGUUGAAGAGCUCGGGGCCCACUACUGCGAUAAAGUGACACUGUCCCCACAUCUGUGGGUCCCACCUAGUCCAGACGACAGGCUGUCCACAGCUGGCCUCCAACAACUCACAGUCAGCUUCCAACCCGCCCUCUCUCUCCCCUCCCCGUACAAUGCAGUUCACAGCUUAGAGAGAGAAACAGAUAAAACGGGGGAGGGAGAUAGAGGGGGCAGGGGUUUUUGCUUCCCAUAAGAGCCAGAGGAAGGAACACAGAGAGAAGAUGAUGGAGAGACAGGCGGGUGGAGUGCGUCUGUUCUUCGUGCGCGCAUCCCUAUGUAGUGGUGCUUGAUCAGUUUGUUAUGGUGGGGAGCAGGAUUUAGGGUUUCCAUUUUGGAAUUUACUCUUGUUUUGAUUUUUGAAUCAAUCGCGGUUGUUUCUGUUUCCUUUUCCGUCAUUGUUAUAAUCGAUAUUGGUUUUUGGUUCGGCGGGUCGCAGGUCUGAGCGCGUAGGGAGGCGAUGGAUCCUUGUCCUUUCGUGCGACUCAUCGUCGGCAAUCUCGCCCUCAAGAUUCCGGUGGCUUCGAAGCCCGCUCGUUCCGUUGUGCACCCCUCUUCGUCUCCCUGCUUCUGCAAAAUCAAGCUUAAGAACUUCCUGCUUCAGACUGCCGUUGUGCCGUUUAUUCCGCCGGAGAACCAGUUCCCGGAUGGCCAGGGGCAAACUGUGGCGGCGAGCUUUCACUUGAGCAAGGUGGAUCUGGAGAAGCUCGCCGGGAAGUCUAUCUUUGCGGGGAAAGUUUGCCUUAAGAUUGCUGUUUAUACGGGCCGAAGAGGGACCACGUGCGGCGUAAACUCCGGAAGACUGUUGGGGAAGAUUUCUGUGCCGUUGGACCUAGCGGGGGCGGAGUCCAGGGCUUGUGUGUUUCACAGCGGCUGGAUUGCCGUCGGCAAAGGGGCCAAGGGUUCGCCUGCGCAAUUUCACUUGAACGUGAAGUCUGAGCCUGACCCCAGAUUUGUGUUUCAGUUUGACGGUGAGCCGGAGUGCAGUCCGCAGGUGUUUCAGAUUCAGGGGAACAUUCGCCAGCCAGUUUUUACUUGCAAAUUCAGCUUCAGAAGCACCGGCGACCUGAAUCAGAGAUCCAGAUCAUUGCAGUUCGAACCAAGUAAUUCGAGAAGCUGGCUCAGUUCAUUUGGCAGCGAGAGAGAGCGACCUGGCAAGGAGCGAAAGGGAUGGUCAAUCAUGGUCCACGAUCUCUCAGGCUCGCCGGUAGCUGCUGCUUCGAUGGUCACUCCCUUCGUGGCCUCGCCGGGUUCUGACCGGGUCAGCCGAUCCAACCCGGGCUCGUGGCUCAUCCUCCGCCCCGGCAACGGCACCUGGAAGCCGUGGGGCCGCCUCGAGGCGUGGCGCGAGCGCGGCGGCGCCGACGGUCUAGGCUACCGCUUCGAGCUUAUUUCCGACACCAACGGUGGCAUGAGCGCCGCCGGCAUCGUCCUCGCCGAGUCAACUCUGAGUUCGAACAGGGGCGGAAAGUUCGUCAUAGACCUGGGGUCGGCGAGCGGGAAUGGACGGUCGACGCCGGGCAGCUCGAUGUCGCCGGCGUGCAGCCCGAGGAGCAGUGGCGACUUCGGGUACGGACUGUGGCCUUACUGUAUGUACAGAGGGUUCGUGAUGGCGGCGAGCGUGGAGGGAGAGGGGAAAUGCAGCAAGCCGACGGUGGAGGUGAGCGUGCAGCAUGUGAACUGCACGGAGGACGCGGCGGCGUUCGUGGCCCUGGCGGCGGCGGUGGAUCUGAGCAUGGACGCUUGCAGGCUUUUCUCUCAGAAGCUGAGGAAGGAGCUGUGCCGGCACCAUGAUUUGGGGGGCUGAGGCCUCGUUCGGUCUUGGGUGUUCGUCCCUCAUUUUUGUUUAAUGUGGAUUUGUGAGUCGGUAUGGAGAUUUUAGUAUUUUAGAAUUCUCCUACUAACAAUCUAUAGACAUUAGACAGAACCCUGUAUAGAGAGAGAGAGAGAGAGAGACAGGGCACGCUUUGUUUUAACAUGUGUGGCUUGUUUGUUGUUUUGUUUUUUCUUUUUUUGUUGGUUUAACGUUGUAAUCUUUUGGAGGUUUUGAUUAUAGAGAUCAUGUAGGCAGCUGACAAUUGAAAUGUUUCUUAUUUUUUUAAAAAAAGAAAAUUGGGAA